GAACCACAAGUCAAAACAAGCCGCAUUUCGCCUAUUCAGUAACUGCUGUUUAUUUAGAUAUUUUGUUAUAGAAUAUAAAUAAAAAUGCCCGAAAUGGAGAUAAAACGAAAAGGGGAAGAAUAUUCCGUGGUUCCAGCGAAAAAAACACGCCAUGAAAUAACAGUUGUCGGUACGAGAGAAAAGGCUGUAGUCACAUCCUCGGUGCCGAGAACAUCAAAUCUCUACGCACCCAUUAUGUUACUAGAAGGUCACCAAGGAGAAGUAUUCACAGCUAAGUUUCACCCUGAAGGAAAACAUUUGGCAUCUGCUGGUUUUGAUCGACAGAUAUUUCUUUGGAAUGUCUAUGGGCAAUGCGAUAAUGUUAUGGUGAUGAAAGGCCAUACGGGAGCUAUAAUGGAGCUAUGUUUUUCCCCCGACGGAGCCCAUUUGUACACGUGUGCGACGGACAACACCGUGGCCGUGUGGGAUGUACCCACUGGUAUCAGAAUUAAGAAAUUGAAGGGACAUGCUAGCUUUGUUAAUUCUGUAUCAGGAGCAAGACGAGGUCCAGAACUCCUAGUAUCAGCAUCGGAUGACAACACAAUAAAGUUAUGGGAUGCGAGGAAGAGGAACCCCGUAGCCUCGUUCGACAGUACAUACCCUGUCACAUCAGUGCUGUUCAAUGAUACAGCAGAGAAAAUUAUAUCCGGUGGCAUUGAUAAUGUGAUCAAAGUGUGGGAUAUCAGAAAUAAUCAGAUAUCAUACAAAAUAAAAGGACAUACAGAUACUGUGACUGGUAUGGCACUAUCAUACGACGGUUCAUACUUGCUAUCAAAUUCAAUGGACAACACACUGAGGAUAUGGGACGUGAGGCCGUUCGCACCGUCUGAGAGAUGCGUUAAAUUGAUGUCUGGCCACCAACAUAACUUUGAGAAGAAUUUACUGAGGUGUGCCUGGUCACCGGAUGGAUCUAAGGUGGCAGCGGGCUCCGCAGAUAGAUUCCUUUACAUCUGGGACACAACUUCCCGUCGUGUGCUAUACAAACUACCGGGACACAACGGCUCAGUCAACGACGUCCACUUCCACCGCUCAGAACCAAUUGUACUCUCAGCAUCUAGCGACAAACAGAUAUACUUAGGGGAAAUAGAUAAUUGAGAUAUUGUAAUUAGUUUUAAUUUUGUGAAUAAUAAAUAAAUAAAUAUUUGUAAUUUUUA
Messenger RNA from Melitaea cinxia (Glanville fritillary), 1193 nucleotides. RefSeq names its product U5 small nuclear ribonucleoprotein 40 kDa protein. The transcript is spliced from 6 exons. Gene Ontology annotation, molecular function: protein binding; RNA binding. The record is from RefSeq and is a predicted model, not a curated record. Lineage: Eukaryota; Metazoa; Arthropoda; Insecta; Lepidoptera; Nymphalidae. The coding region runs from base 85 to 1134 and encodes 349 amino acids. Gene Ontology annotation, cellular component: catalytic step 2 spliceosome.